Messenger RNA from Parus major (Great Tit), 12498 nucleotides. It is a transcript of the gene SGMS2, whose product is annotated as sphingomyelin synthase 2. Gene Ontology annotation, molecular function: sphingomyelin synthase activity; ceramide cholinephosphotransferase activity. The record is from RefSeq and is a predicted model, not a curated record. The transcript is spliced from 6 exons. Gene Ontology annotation, cellular component: Golgi membrane; endoplasmic reticulum membrane. NCBI's taxonomy places the organism in Eukaryota, Metazoa, Chordata, Aves, Passeriformes, Paridae. The coding region runs from base 705 to 1802 and encodes 365 amino acids. Gene Ontology annotation, biological process: sphingomyelin biosynthetic process; ceramide biosynthetic process.
CCGGCCGGCCCUGCCCCGGACAGCGGCGGCAGCGCCGGGUGAGUCACGGCUUGGAAAUGGAGUGGGCGGGCGUGCGCGUAGCAGAAUGAAUGAUGUCAGGGAGAACCGCGGCGAGCAUGAGGCUCGCGGCAAACACGGCGGCGGCCGCAGCCCCGAACGAACGCUGCCCCCGGCGCCCCCCGGCCCGGAGCCGCCCUCCAGCGGGAGAGCCCUUCCAGCUGCGGCACUGCUGAGGCAGGAAACCUCCGCGAGAAGUGUCGCCUCCGCCGACGCCCUUAACGCCCGUCCCUUUCGCCAGGAAGGAGAAGAGGCUGAGGCUGGGAGAGGAGAAAAUUGCAGGGGAAGGUAGAGGUUGUGGCAAACUUUCUAGCUGCUUCUGCGUGCUGCUGCCUCACUGGUGGGAGUGUCUGCCCAUAGGAACUGCAGAGCCCAAACCUAAGAGCCCUGAGGCUCCAAAAAAGACUUCCAGCCGCCUUUGGAGGAGGAACUGCCAGCAGUGCAAGCUUUUGCAUAUACGGCUGAGUAGAUGAUUCAGCUCUAGAAGAAAGAUUUGUCUUCACAAAUUCCUUUGGAAGCACAAUGGAUGCAUUUUAGAGUUCUACAAAAGUCAUCUAGGAACAAGAACAUUGGACUUUAAGGAAUAACGGUUCAGAGAGCCCAGAAAUUGGUCACAAAUAAAGCCUCUUUGGCCAUACAGCUUGGAAAUGAAUACCAUUGAGACAGCAAAGCUUGAGGAGCAUAUGGAGGGUCAGCCAAAUGAGACUUCUAGUGGCUACUCUCGACCUACUCUCUCAGUCAGUGAAGAGAACAAAAAUGGCACUAGCAAACCAAAGGGCUUGUCUAAUGGCUUGCGAAAAACAUCAAAGAAGUAUCCUGAUUACAUCCAGAUUGCUAUGCCUGCUGAAUCUAGGAACAAAUUUCCUCUGGAAUGGUGGAAAACAGGCAUUGCCUUUGUCUAUGCUCUCUUCAACUUGAUUUUAACAACUGUCAUGAUCACUGUGGUCCAUGAGAGAGUACCUCCAAAGGAGCUAAGCCCUCCCUUGCCUGACAAAUUUUUUGAUUACAUUGAUCGUGUGAAAUGGGCUUUUUCUGUAUCAGAAAUUAAUGGAAUGAUACUACUUGGAUUAUGGAUAUUCCAGUGGUUGUUUCUUAGAUACAAAUCAAUAGUGGGACGCAGGUUCUUUUUUAUAAUAGGAACUUUGUAUCUAUACCGCUGUAUUACCAUGUACGUUACCACCUUACCUGUGCCUGGAAUGCAUUUUCAGUGUGCGCCAAAGUUGAAUGGGGACUCUCAGGCAAAGGUUCAGAGAAUCCUGCGACUGAUUUCUGGUGGUGGUCUAUCCAUUACUGGAUCACACAUCCUGUGUGGAGACUUCCUGUUUAGUGGACACACUGUAGUAUUAACGCUGGUCUAUCUGUUCAUCAAAGAGUAUUCACCACGUCAUUUCUGGUGGUAUCACUUAAUCUGCUGGCUGAUGAGUGCUGCUGGCAUCAUUUGUAUCCUGGUAGCUCAUGAACACUAUACCGUAGAUGUCAUCAUUGCCUACUAUAUCACCACGCGGCUCUUCUGGUGGUACCACUCAAUGGCUAAUGAAAAGACUCUAAAGGUGUCUUCGCAGACGAAUUUUCUCUCUCGAGCAUGGUGGUAUCCAAUAUUUUAUUUCUUCGAGAAGAAUGUGCAAGGCUCUGUUCCUUGCAGUUUUUCCUGGCCAAUAUCUUGGCCUCCCAGCUGCUUCAAAUCUUCAUGCAAAAAGUAUUCACGGGUUCAGAAGACAGGAGAGGACAAUGAAAAAUCUACCUGAAGAAAAGAAGGAAAGCAUCUGCUCUGUUUUUUCCAUUUUUGGUCUGGUUUUUUUUUUGGUUUUUUUUUUUUUUUACCAAACCAUUAAUGCUGUAACCAAAGUUCUUAAGAAGACUGUAACUGAAGAAGUGGACCAAGUUUCUGUGCAAUUGAUGGAAAGACAAUUGUAGAUAUGUAUUUCAUUUCAGAGGUUUUCCUCUCAUCAGGCUGUACAGACCUAUUCUACUCUUCAGUGCUAAUGAAAUACACCACUGAUGGGAUUUUUUUAUUAAAGAAAAAAUGGAGCAGGACUUUGCUUUAUUAACGAGAUAGAGGUGCCAAAGACCACAGUAACACUUCCAUUACUAUCACUCAUCCACAGAAGCACCCAAAAGUCUCAUCUUCAGAGCUCUGGAGUGCGUAAGGGCAAAAACAUGCUAAAAUGUAAAGGCACGAUAUUGGUGUACUGAGGUUUAUAAAAAAAUAACACAAUUGUGGGAAGUGGUUUGUUGCAUUAUUCUUGCUAAUGAAGGUAAGGCCUUUGUGUGACUGGUACAGCUGAAAGCAAGUCUGACUUUUUUUACACACUGUGGGUAUGAAUAUCUUAUGACCCUAAAAUACUACUUACCACCAUUAACUCCCAUGUAUUCUACUAUAUACCAAUUUUUACAUUUUUAUUAGUAAUUUUAUAUUUAAACAGUUGUGCUACCUGAUGAAAUUGUGAAUUAGAAAAAGCUGCUAACAUCAAAGCUCAAGGAGCCUAAAAUUUUGUUUUUAGUAAGGGGACACAGUUUCAACAUCUAAAUUUUGAAUUGCAGCUGGCCUCAUGUAUAUAGCUAUACAGUGCCUGGCAGUGUAUAUAGAUGCAUAUAUACACAAAAGCACACAUCUUAAACUAUUUACUGGAAGAAUGAUCAUAGAGUUCUUGAUGCAGGCAAAAGUUGUACAGUUCUCACCUGCUUGAGGAAUGCAAGGCCAGGUCCAAAAUGGGGCUAUGUUUAAAAUAAACAUUUUAAUUUUAGUAGCAAUCUUAUGCUGAAGCUAUGUAGCAGGUUUGCUUGGGAGCCAUAGUUCUCCAUUGAAUCUCUCUUUUUUUCUUUUACCUCUUGACACAUGUUUUUGUGACUUACUUAAAAAAAAAAAACAACCAAACAAAAAAGUGCUAAGGUGAAAUAUCUACAACAGCAGCAUUUCUUCAAUUGCAAUCUAAAAUAAUUUCAUAUUAAAUGACACUGUGGUAGAACUUAAAUGUAGAUUCCCUUUUUUUCCAAGGGUUUCAGUCCAACUAAAAUGGCUAUUUAAACAAGUUGGCUGAUAAUGGGGAAAAUUACCAUGAGGUGAACAUUUAACAAAACCACAGAUUAACAGCUACCUGUUUCUUGUUGGUUUAUGUUGUUUUGUAUUGUUGUAAAGGCAAAGUAGAAAAUUAGCACACCAUGUUUAGCCUUUUAUAUUCUGUAUUCAUUUCUGCAGUUAACUCAAUAUUCAGAUCUUCGCUAAAACCUAAUGAAAAUACAAAACUGCAUUAAGUGUUGAGGUGGUACUAAUAUAAAUGAAAUGCUGCAUAUUUUAAGAAUGUCUUGAACUGAGUGACAAGUGUGAACACAAUUUAAUAGUGACAACUUAUUUUUAAAAAGUCCAGUUAAAGUUGUAAAAUUAAAUACAGAGUAUUCAAAUAUAAGAAUUUUCAGUUAAGGGGAUCAUUGCUCUGAGUUGUACAUGAGACUAUUUUUGAAGUGCAUUUCAAAUAUUUUUGUGCAUUAUCAAAAUACAAUAAAAAGUGUUCCUUUCAAUACAUUUUUGGAAAAACUUAGUUAUAAAAGAAAUUCUGAUGUUUGGUUUUGUUAUUUCAAAUGAGCUCAGUAGACUCUGAUAAUGUGCCCUUGAAGUUGUGUGUGUAUGGACAGAUCUGUGCUUUCAUUUGCUUGCUUCUAGCAGACCAUGAAGCGCUAAAAAGCCAGUAUCAAAAAACUUUUGAAUCUUUUUUCUCUGUCUUCUAUCUUUUAUCCCUAUCAUUCCAACACCAGUCAGAUCUCCCAAGAUACCUGUUAUAUCAGUACUUCUUCAUAGAUAAUUUUUUCAGCUAAAAUCUAAGCUUUGUGAUACCUUAAAUAUGGUCAUGUUAAUCCACUUGUAGUAAUACUAUCUUUUAGGAGUUAUGAAUGGAUUUCAUUAGUGGUCACCGUGCCUUGGAAAUAGCAUGAUGAAAAGCAUUACCUCAGGAGCUUAAGCAGUGUUUUUCAUCUGGUGGCUGCAAAAUAAACACUUUGAUAGUCUAGAUAUAUCUAAUUGUCUGCAUAACCACCACCACGCCUCGGUGGGAUUUCUGUAAUAGAUCUGCAAAGCAAGCUUUCUUCAUGCAGGACAAGGUGUUUGGGGUUUUUUACUUGUUUUUGCUUCUGAAAGAAAAAAAUGUGAAAAUUUAUAAAAUAGAGCCAAGUAAAGACUGCUUUUGUUGGCCUGUGUGAGCUUUCAUUUUACUGCUGAAUUUGAUAGAGACUUCUAUUGUAAUACAGAAGGAAAGUCUAAGUAGCAGCUCUAGCUCAAAAUACUUGAUUCCUGUUCUGGCUCAGUCUUCCCUUAAGUGCUUAAUAUUUAUCCAUUGUAUGAAAGCUCUCAAAGAGGUAUGUGUGUGUUUGUUUAAUUAGCAGAAAACCCCAAUUCUCUACGCAGAAUAGCUUUUAAUUGCUUUUAAAAACUUGGAUGGUAAAACUGUAUUUGAUGACUCUUUAGACCUAUAUGUAAGGUGAUAAAAUGGGGUAAGUAAUGGUAUAUUCUAGUUCUUACUGCUCUAUUGUAGUUUAUCCAAUACAAACCACAACUGCUACAUAAAAAUUACUAAUUCUAACAUCUUGGUGAUCAUUGCACACAAACAGCAUGAGGCUUAAAGUAUAGUUUCAUCCUAUGAGGCAAGAGAUUGUAGGCCUGAGCAAAGUCCAGGUUUCUCCUUUUUACCUACUGCAAUCAAGUGAUCCUAUGUUAUUUAGUCAGUAUGUGCCCAAUACUUUCCAGUGUGUCACUAAUUAUUUUUUCCUAGUUACAGUAAUAUUUCUCAGAUGUCACAUGAGCUGCCCUUUUACUGUGUCUAUAACAUGCUCCUCUCGACUGAAGAGCGUUUACAUGUUGAACUAACAGACACUUAAUGAAAAAAACCACUACAUUUGUACACCUGACCUAUCAGUAUGACUUAAAUGUUGAUGGGCUUUCUUAAAAUGCCGAAUGUAAAUUUAAAUCUGGAUUUAAAACGCUACCUUGAGCAUUUAAAGAAAUGUGCUAAGCGGUCAUGCUACACAUGCUUAGUUCUAAUGCCAGAAAUUGUUAAUGUCUGCUUGAAAGCGCUGUAAAUGGGCUCCUUUUUCGGUAGGUGCUUAGCACUCCCUCGUGGACAUGAAUGGUACUAACUGUUAGUCAUCCUUCACUGCUGCUUUCUUGGAAAGAUCGCCACAGGUGGCGUAAUAGCAAAAAUAGCUGUGCUAAACAUUGCGAUGAACCCUUGUACUGGAUUUGCUGCCCUCCUUAAAAUAAUCAGUUGGGAGAGAAGGAAACUACAAAAAAAUUUAUGUUAAAAUACACUGCCAUCAUAUAAUAGAGAAAUAAAGCUCAGCAACAGAGACAGAACUGGGAAGUCUUUAAAAGACAUGAGAGACCAUUCUCUUUAUUGGAUUAUUGCAGAUCCACUUAUCAGGGUCUUAAAUCAGAAUCUGUUCAAUCUCUGGCUUUCUCCUAUCAGUAGUAUGUGGCUAGACAGUUUAUCCUAAGUUAUUUGGUACUAACCCAAAUUCUUUUUCUCAUUUCAUUAGAUGGGAUUUACUGUUCUAGAGACAGAUCCAUUAACUUCAGGGCAAGGUGAAGCCUUUCCAUUAACUUUAAAUGAACUUUCCCAUAGCUAUUUGUUGGUUUUUAUAUUUGUUUGUGGGAUUUUUUUUCUUUGUUAGUGGGGUUUUUAUUUUUUGUGGGGUUUUUUGUUUUGUUUUUGUUUGGGUUUUUUUUUUAAUCCAUAAACCUUGGAUCUUAAAGAUGGGGUAAUUUUGAAAAUGGGUCCAAGCUGCCAGAUGGACUGAAACCAUUUUGCCUUACUGGUAGAUCUAAUAGUUGUGAAGCUCCAUUGUUAUCUUGAUGUUUUUACAAUAUAUGUGUUUUAGACUUACUUAGAACUCUUAUAUGGGCAUACAAAAUUAGUGAUGCUCUAAGAUUGAACACUUCUGUAUUGAAGUGUUCUGUUCCAGGCAUUGUAAAAUCAAUGUCUUAAAUUCAGUUACUGAGAAUAGGGAUCUUAAAAGUAAAUACUCCUAUUAGGCUUCAUUCAAAUGUUGGCUGUUUAAGUGCACAUGAGAAAAAUAUCCUAGUAUGCCAUUAAAGUAACUUUGCUUGUAAGUAAGCCUUCAUGUGCCACUUUUAAAGCUUCUUAGAAUCCAGGCAGAAGUGCUGUGAAACAGAAUAGAGACAUGGGCAUUUGUUGUAGUAUUUGUAAGGAAAAGGAAGGAGGAUGAAAAUGCUGAAGUAGAUGGUGAUGAUAUAUUGCUUUUUGCAUGAAAUUUAGCUAAAACUACACCUAACUUCUAAGAAGUGUAGAUUUAAAUUGUGUAAUAGUUCUGCAAAAAAAAACUCAGACCUAUAAGGAAGCAGCAGUAUUAAGCACAUCAUUCUAUGGUACAGCUGUGUAUCUGUGCUGGCUCUCAUCUGUAAGUUAAACUACAAGAACAAAACCUAACUCAGUGAGAGAUGCUUGGAGAUUAAAGUACUUAAAUAUUAUUAGCAGUUUUUUAUAAGUUGUUCCUACAAGCUGCCACUAACAGUUUCUAAAACAAGAACAAAGUACUGCAAUGCUUAAACUAUACUGAAGCUUUUUUUCUAGUUGGCUUCAGUUUCCAUGGAUUUAACCAUAUGAUUAAAUCUUAUUAACCUAGAAAGCAGCAUAUGAGAAUGUCAGGCUAGAUACAAGUAGCUCAUGUAUUGCAGGGAAACUUUCCAGUUCUGAACUCAUCUUUCCUAACUAAACACUCAAUGCCUGAAUGAUCUUUAACCAUGAAGGAGCAAUACCGUGCAGUCUCUAAUGUGUAUAUGAAAUACUAGUGUUGAGGAUUCCUUCUUUCUGCUGUAAACCAGUGAUGAAAAACCCACAAAAGUUUGACUUGUUUUCAGUGAAAAAUUUUUAAUUUUAAGGACUUGGAGUUGAGCAAAUAGCUAGCUAGUUUUCUGUGGCUCUUGGCUGUGUACUAACCUUUUAAGAUGCAAGCUAGGGAGGAGGAGAGGGCAGACCACUUCUUACUAGGUGGAACAGUAUGUGACUUUUUGAAUUAUAAUUGUGUUGUCUGCAUGUUACAUGCAGUCUUAUUUGUACUACAGUUGACAAAAGAUGUUGUAUUAUGCUAUUAUAGUUAGUGUUUGAACUUUUUCAAAUGAUUCUGUAGUGGCUGAUUCUGUAGUUCCAGUUCUGCUGGAUGAAAAGUGAGUGUUUUUGUCCUUUACUUGCAGUCUAUAUAGUUAAACAAAACUGAAUUUAGUUCUGGUAAAUGUCAAUGGAAAAAUUGCAGAUCCCUUGGAAUACAGUACCUAAGGUGUUUUAAGGUAUCUGUGCAUGGGUUUCUUCUAGGAAAAAAUACUCUUUUUUCAAGCUGUGCCUAAAUAAUAAUGUCAGCUCUUGCAUUUUCUCUCAGCAUAUGGUCUUUAGGGGGUUAGCAUUGGGGACAUUGCAAAGAAUUACUACAGAAUAAUCUCCUUUGUGCCAACUGAGAUCAAUUUUCAGAAAGUAUCUUUGCUGAAAUAUGUUUGAAGAUGACUUUUGGGGAUCUUUUUGUUUGUUUUUUAAUUGAGAGGAAAAGUGCUCAGAAAUGAGUCUGAAAUAAAAGCAUCUCAAGCAGUUGGGGCCAGGCACCAUGCAGGCACAUGGGUGUGGAAAGAGGUUUCUCUGGCAUAAGCAAUAUUGGAUUCAGUACACAGUGGCUUGCCUUGGAAGGCAAACCAGGUUGUACUUGUACAGUAGAGAUGGCUGUGAGCCAUUUUUACCUAUCCUUUUGAGCUUCUUUCAGACUGACAGUGCGGUACUAAAGGUGGCAGUAGCUAAAAAAUGAAGGUCACUUGAAUUCAAAAUUAUAAAUGGGGCUGAAAAGGCAUAUCUCUGUAAAACCAGUCAUCAGAGAGCUGCAUUCCAACUCAGUGGAGAAUACAGUUGGGUGUUACUUCAGCUGUGUGAGUUGCUUUCUAAAUGUGCUGUUUGCUUUCUAAUUUUUUUAUUCAUUAAAGAUGGCAGGUGGGUUGAGAAUACCAAGAGGAAAUUUAUCUCCCUGCUUACUUUUACCUCUACCAUUGAAGUGUUUGUGUAUGAAUCUUCAACAAUAUUACUGAACUCCAACCCUCUUACAUUUUGAGUAACUUAGCAGUGCUUUGUGGCUUCUGUAAAAACUAGGCUUGCAUUCUACUUCUUUUCAGUUUGUUGCCACUCAAAAUGCUGCUUAUGCUGAAGCCUGUGCUGCUUUAGACUGCUGUCUAACUACAUCUGAUUCUACUAAUUGUCUUUUCUAAAUGGCUCAAUACAGAAGAGUAAGAUUUACAUUUGAGAAAGCCUCAUAAUUAAGCCUAAAGGCAUUCUUGUCAGACAAAUCUUUGCACAAUUAGUACUUGAAAAUAAUUUCAGGUCUCUAAACCUAACAUGCUAGGGCAUACUUAUUUUGCCUCAGGAACCAAUUCUUGCAUCUUAAAUGUUCAGCACAUUUGUUUGUGUUUAUUUUUGUGAAUCAGAGAGAUGUGUGAGAUGUGCAAAAGGUUCUUCUAGCUUUUGAGGUCAGGGUUAUACUUUCAGGAACCCGAAAGUAAAAGCAGCAAUAUUUUGGUGACUGUGGUUCUCAUGCUUUCCAUGUGACUUUGAAAACACUCAAGACUUCCCUAAAAACAGUGCAGGACCUCACUUUGUCUGCAACAUGGUUUCAUCUUUGUCAGCUGACAGCUUUUCUUGCAUGACUUCUCCUAGGUUGGAUCCUGUGUAUCCAUAGUUCUGUAUGUUAGUUGGAGCUGUAUAUCCAACCUUGGAAAAACUAAGCAAGAAAAAGACACUGGCUGCUGGGGAGCCCUACAUGGUAAUAUAAGAAUGCUGUAAUGUGUGCUCUAUAAGAAGCUAAUAGAUAAGAUGGCAUUGUUCUGUAGCUUUAGGGUCCAGUUUUGCAAGCACCACGCAGCAGACUACUGCAAUAACAAAUUGAGAAACCUUUGGUACUGUAGUUUCUACUGAUCUUUGCAAACUGGGUGUCAUUUUUGUAUGAAUUCUUCACAAUUAGAGUAGGCUUUUACUUUGUAAAACUUUGAGGCUGACACUUUAUAGCUGAUACUUCGUUAGGUAACUGAGUGUUAUGGUUUGCUGUAUGUGUGCAAGAGAUACUAGAGCUAGCGUUGUGAUUUGUGCUGCAGUUUGUUCACUGUUAAACCCAAACCAAAACCAACUAUUGCACUAGCUGUACUUUAAAAGAAGCAAUAACAGGAGCAUCUUGUAGCUUUUCUCUCCAGAGGUGCUGUCUGUCAUGAUCACUUCACUGUCAACUGUGAAUUUGGUAAAAACAUGCUUAAAGAAAUUAUCCUAUGUGGUUUAUUUGGCACAUACAAGUUGACAUUUUUUAUGGUCAGCCUGUGUACUGAUGAAUACAGCUGGACUAUUUACAUAACCACCCACAUCUUUAAAAAUCAAAAAUGUUAUAUCCAUUUAUGGUGCUAAUGAUCUCCAAUAUUAUAAAGAGCUGGUAUUCUCUUAUUACACAUGAACACUAAGGAAAGCUGUUGUGACACCUUUUCAAUAAACAAAAUUUCUCUACAUUUUAAGCCUGUUCCAAAUGCUUUUUUAUAUACAUAAAUCACUUUUCUAUUUUUUUUAUAUAAAAACUACAAAAAAAUUAGUAUUUUAAUGCAGGAAAAUACUCAGCAUGUAUAUUGUUCUAAAUUACAUGUCCAAUUCUAAAUUUUCUGUCCAAUUUAAACAUUUUAGGGUAGCUAGUCUUCUGAAACUCAGAUUAAAAUGAAGGAAUUGUACUAGGUAGGAUUAAGGGACAGACUAGUAGUUUAAAGAAAAUCAUUCUCUGGUUUCAUCAUCAGUGUUGAAGCCUUGGAGGCAGAGGUAGAGGAUGUGAGAUGGACAAAGGUGUAUUAGGAGGACACUGACUAUGCAAUGUAGAUACAUAUUUUGCUGAAACUUUAAAAAAACUCAACUUGUGAUGGACAUGACCAUGUAACUACCUAAAGAAUAGAGGUAAAACAACGUAAUUAUCAAAGCAGUUCACAGUAGGACAUUAUAAUAACAGGUGAAAGAACCUUAAACUAGAUUGUUUAGAUUGUGAAACAACAGUAAUUUUCUAGCUUUGUUUAAAAGCUUCACAAGCAACUUUUUCUGAAGAUGAAAAACUAUCUUGUGCCUUCUGUUGCAGAAGCUAUUGUUGCCUUACCCCACCCCCGCCUUUGGUUGUGAUUUUAUUGUAUAUCAUGGACAGUGCACUUCCAGAUGUUUCAGAGAGGCAUUUUUGGGCAGCAGUACCUACACUUUCUAUCCACAGAGAAUACAGAGCCUUUGAUUCUUAUUAAAGGCCCCUUACUUGGGAGCUUACACUUGUGAAAGUACAUGCCUGUGACAGGUGUGUCAAUCCUGUUGUAGUCAGCUCUUAAAUGAGCAUGAUGCCCUUAAUUCAUCUGGACACGUGACUGUGCGGAGCGGGUGACGUGUCCAGGUGCACUGGUGGCACUGCAGCACACUCCUCUGCUCUGAAGUGGUUGUACCCUAAGUUGCUGUCCUUCAUAUAGUAAAUUCUCUUAAAUCAUUUCCACCUAGUACUUCAAGUAAAUGGUCUUCUCUAAGAUCUGUGUGAUAGAACUUCAGUGUCAGUGUGAAGAAUAUUCCAUGUUUAGAGUAACUUAAUUUGAAGCAGAAACAAGCCCACCAUCUAGGAUGGAACCAGGGCUAGGUGGGGAUUUUGUUGUGUGAAGGUAGAUAGUCUAAUAACAGUAGUCUGGAUUGUCUUCCUACUUGUCUCAGUGCCUGCUUUAAUAGUAGGACACUCGGAAAAGCCAAAGAUUGAACAAAGUCACCCAUAAUAGUCAGAAGCCACAUUGAAAUAGAACUUUCCUAUCUUAAUUACUAGAUGCUUCAGAGAAAAUGGACUAUAUUUUUUUUUAAUUUACAAAAAAGGUGCAAUACUUCCAGAAAUGUUAGGAGGCAAAUGACUGCAUGUUUCAGUACCCUGCAAAAACAAAAUUUCUGUGAGCAUGUGACACGCAUUUGACCAAAAGUGGGUUUUUUUAGCUUUAGCUGCUGUGUUACAGAAACAUGUUUCAGUGCACUAGUGUAACUCAGAACUUUCAAAUAUUUUCAGUGUGCUUUUGAUGAGGAGAGUGUUUUUUAUGAAUAAAGUGCCUGUGGAAAUAAAAAUACAAAAGUUGCCUGCAAGCUCAAAUAAACCAUAUAAAACCACAACCCGUAGUUGAAGAGAAUGGCUGUUAAGUUAGAAGCUGCAGAGAACAGCUGGUCAACAGUCCUAAGUGUUGAUAAGAUUCAAAGAUUGAGAGAAUAUGUUGCUUUUGAGAGUUUACUGUGUUUAUUAAACUUCCAAUGCUUCUGCUUGGGCCUUAAUGCUGUAACUUGGUUAUCUAUCAAAGGAAAAAUUAUUUCCUUUGAACAAUUUUACUUUUAAUGCUUGCUUUCAUAAUAGUCUUUACUCUGAUGGGGAUUUUUGUUUGCUUGUUACGUAGAGCUAUUUUUGACCUGUUAAAAGUAGAGUCACCAAAUGCUUUGAUUCUUCAGUUAGGGGCAGAAGAGUUUGAAGAAAGGUUCUUCCUUAAGUGCAGAAUUAAAGGGGGUGUGGUUUUUAUUACACUGAUAGAACUGAAGAGAGGAUUUUAAUGGCAAGUUCUAUAGUGCUAAAACUUAUACAUGUACUUACCUGGAGUAUGCAGAAUAUUAUUAAAAUACUUGGAUAUGUUUUGCCUUUAAUUUCAUGCUUUAAAAAGAGGCUAUUUGGUUCUAAUUUAAAUUGGAUAAAAAUCUGAUUUUAAUGUUGCAAAAACUAUUAUUUUAACUUGAAAUAUCCACUUAUGUACUAGUCUGUUAGACCCAAAAUAAAAUUUUGAAAUUAAUCUCAUUUUUGUCAAAACUAAUGUGCAAUUUAAUCUCUGGACGCCCUAGAAUUGGCCAUAUGCCACUGAAACCAAUCUUUCAACUGCAUACAUAGGCAUUAUUUUUUUUUAUCUAGUUUAGCUUCUUGACUAGACUGAGAAGGAAGUGAGGCUCGAUUACUGUUGUACAAAGAAAAUAGGCAAAAACUGUAAUGUGUUUCAGCUGUGCUGAAUACCUUAGCUUCUUAUUUUCCCACUACAGAACCUAAACUUUCCUGGAGACUCAGAUUUAAAAAUAAAUCUUUAGUUCAGGUAAAUUUUCACCUGUUUUUACAUGUUUUUUCUAGUAGAUGCAUUUUAUUGGUAUACAUUGUAAUUAGCCACUGAAUUUCUGCCAAAUAUAGAUGAAAUAAAAACUGAAUUCUGUUUUGCCAGUAUAAAUCUGUUCUUAGUUUUUCUCUUUUGUUUAAUCCAUUGCUGGUAAAAUGUCCACUUGUUGUUUAUAUUAAAGAGACAGUUGCCUUAAUUGCUCAGAGGAAAACUGACCUUGACCAUUUAAAGCUUUAUGUAUUUCUGAAAUUGCUGUAACUUCUGUAUAAUUGCAAUAAAACCUUUUUAAUACAGUUCAGCCACUA